CCUGAGCAGAACAAAAAGCAACUAUGGGCAAUAUAUUUCCAAAAUAUGAUGUAAGAAGAGAAUUUGAAGAUUUAAAGAGUGAUUUGAAUCAAGGCAGUAUCCCUGACGUGGCAGAUGAAUACAGAGGAUACUUGAAUAAAACGCAAAACCUGCCACUUAAUAUUGCAGUUGUUGGAAAGGCAGGUGCUGGUAAAUCCUCCUACAUUAAUGUCUUCCGGGGAAUAAAUGAUGAUGAUGAUGAAGCAGCCGAGGUUGGUACAGUAGAGAAAACCAAAGAGCCAAAGGCAUAUCCCCACCCUUCUUAUCCCAAUACAAUGAUAUGGGAGCUACCAGAGAUCAGAACGUGCAAUUCUAACGCAGCUGAAUAUCUCAAGAAGGUCCAGUUUGAAAGAUAUGAUGUCUUUGUUUUGAUUGUCACUGACCGCUUUACUGAAAACGAUGCUUUCCUCGCGAAGGAAAUACAAAGAAUGACAAAGAAGUUUUACUUUGUGCGUAGCAAAAUCGAUAUCAGUAUCGAUGGUGAAAGGAGGAAAAGGAAUUUCAACAUGGAGCAAACCCUGGAGACCAUCAGGAGUUAUUGUGAAGAUACCUUGAAGGAGGCAGCUGGGAUCUCCACGAGAGUAUUUCUGGUAUCCAACACGCAUGCACACAUGUACGAAUUCCCUCUCCUGCGAGAGACAAUGGCCACCGAACUUCCUGAUUACAAGAAGCACCUUUUAACCCUGGCUGUGCAUGUUUUCUCAGAAAAUAAUUUGAUGAAGAAAAAGAUUCACAUGAAUUCCUAUAUAAAGAAGGUAGCGCUGGUAUCUUGCAUUUGUGGAGCAGUGCCUGUGGUGGGUCUCUCUAUAGCUUUUUAUAUUGGAAUUCUGAUGCUUCCACUGAAAUGUUUCUGGAGGGUGUUUGCCUUAGACCAGGGGUCCCUCCGUUUUCUGGCACUUCAGACGGGAAAAGUGUUUGAAGAGCUGAGAUCGGGGAUCAAGAAAAGGCCAUUAGCCAAUACAGUCAAUGCACAGAUAGUAUUUUCUCUCCUGGUAAAGUCUGCUCCUUGGGUAAUGCCAUCACCUCUGAAAUAUCUGGAGAUGGUGUUUGGUGGAGUGAGUUCAUUUGUUUUUACGUAUUAUUUUCUGAACAAAUUUCUUGACAAUUCUGUGGAAGACGCCCGAAGUGUUCGAUCAAAGCUUCUUAAAUGACCGAAGUCCCAGCAAAAGAUCCAAGGAGCCACCAAGCCCCCUUUGAAGGAGAUAAUUUCAUCCAGACAAUAAUAGGGGGAAGAAAGUAAUAAUAUAUUUCAACGUCUAGUUAAAAUUCCUCUCUGCAGUUACUGGUUUUCUUGCUUCUUUUAGUGAUUCUCCAACUGAAGUAUGUGCCUGAAUCUCCUAGGAGCAAAUAAGUAUCUCUCUGUCUACAAAUGUUUUCAGGGGAAGUCAAAAACUAAAUGUUUAUUUCUGUUGUUUGGGGUGAUUGUUUUCUUUUCCUGUUUUUUUUCCUUUU
Messenger RNA from Protobothrops mucrosquamatus (brown spotted pit viper), 1491 nucleotides. RefSeq names its product interferon-inducible GTPase 5-like. Gene Ontology annotation, cellular component: membrane. The coding region runs from base 24 to 1190 and encodes 388 amino acids. The transcript has a single exon. NCBI's taxonomy places the organism in Eukaryota, Metazoa, Chordata, Lepidosauria, Squamata, Viperidae. The record is from RefSeq and is a predicted model, not a curated record. Gene Ontology annotation, molecular function: GTP binding; GTPase activity.